This is a messenger RNA of Cariama cristata (Red-legged seriema), 270 nucleotides long. It is a transcript of the gene ODF1, whose product is annotated as outer dense fiber of sperm tails 1. Gene Ontology annotation, cellular component: outer dense fiber. The transcript has a single exon. The coding region runs from base 1 to 270 and encodes 89 amino acids. The record is from RefSeq and is a predicted model, not a curated record. Lineage: Eukaryota; Metazoa; Chordata; Aves; Cariamiformes; Cariamidae.
AUGUUGAACUCUUCCCAUGAUCACAAGCUUUUGGCUGUGGUGGAUGUGAAGGGUUUUGACCCCAAGGAAGUCACUGUAACGGUAAAAGAUGGGAAAGUGAAGGUGUCAGCAGAGCACGAGGAGGAACGCACCACGGCGAGAGGGAAGGAGUAUAACUACAGAAACAUCACCAAGGAGAUCAGCCUGCCGCCCGGCGUGAGCGAGGACGAGGUGACCUACUCGCUGGGACCCAACAAUGUCGUGAAGGUGGAAAUGGCACACCACUGCUAG